This is a messenger RNA of Octopus bimaculoides (California two-spot octopus), 1452 nucleotides long. RefSeq names its product protein Dr1. Gene Ontology annotation, biological process: RNA polymerase II preinitiation complex assembly; negative regulation of transcription by RNA polymerase II. Lineage: Eukaryota; Metazoa; Mollusca; Cephalopoda; Octopoda; Octopodidae. Gene Ontology annotation, cellular component: negative cofactor 2 complex. Gene Ontology annotation, molecular function: TBP-class protein binding; protein heterodimerization activity; RNA polymerase II general transcription initiation factor activity. The record is from RefSeq and is a predicted model, not a curated record.
ACUUCCUCCAAGAGUGGAGCAUGCGUAUUACACUCAGCGAUCACCGUUUCGUCGUAUUGCGCAUGCGUGCCUCGCUCUUUUCCCGGACUCUUGGAAUAUAAACAAUAUCACAGCGAAGAGAAGCAGUUAUGUAGCAUUCCAGCCGUGGCAGCCAUAAAUGGGAACUGAAGAAUGUGUCUUAGUACAAACCAAACUAAACUGAGGAGAUUAUUAACCACUGACUGGACUUGGUGGUGCUUACCAAAAACACAAGCCUAGGACGGUGAAAAAUAUAUGAAAGAAAAGAGCUAUUUUAAAAAGACGAAACUGAAAAUUCCACAGAAAAACAGAACAAAAGUAAAAAAGCAAUAAUAACAAUAAUAAAUAUAUUUGUGAAUUGACUGUGGAAUAUUUUCAGAUUUGAAGUGGUAACCAUGAUGAUGGCAGAUAACCGAGAUGAUGAUGAACUUAGCAUUCCAAGAGCAGCUUUGAACAAAAUGAUCAAAGAACUUGUUCCAAAUAUCCGUGUAGCGAAUGACUCCCGCGAAUUGAUACUCAAUUGUUGUACGGAAUUUAUUCACCUUGUCUCGUCAGAAGCCAAUGAAAUCUGUAACAAACAGACAAAGAAAACCAUUUCACCGGAACAUGUACUGGCAGCAUUGGACAGUCUUGGAUUUAGUUCUUACAAAGAAGAUGCUGUCGCUGUGUUAGAGGAAGCCAAGGCAGUUGCUGCUAAGAAACGGAAAGGAAGCUCACGUCUUGAGAACCUUGGCAUUCCAGAAGAAGAACUUUUACGUCAACAGCAGGAAUUAUUUGCCAAAGCUCGAUUGGAACAACAGCAGAUCGAACAGCAACAACGACUGCAAGUGCAGAAUGCGCUGCAACAGCAACAACAACUGCAGCUGACACAGAAGACUAUGGCACAAUCAACAGACAGUCGAGAAGAUGAUGAUGAUGAUGACUACUGUUAAUUAAAAAAAAAAGGGGAAAAACAAACAAACAAACAAACCCACAGACAGGGAAUGUCCCUUCCACCACCAUCACCGCCACCACCAACACCACCACCACCACCUUGUAAUAUUGACAUAAUCAGCAACAGACAUUGAUGAUGACAACGAUGAUGAUGAUGACGAUGACGAUUCAUUUUUAUUAUUUUUAUUAGUGGCGAGCUGGCAGAAUCGUUAGCACACCAGGCAAAAUGCUUAGCGGUAUUUCGUUCGUGUCUACGUUCUGAGUUCAAAUUCCGCUGAGGUCGACUUUGACUUUCAUCCUUUCGGGGUCGACAAAUUAGGUACCAAUGAAAUACUGGGGUCAAGAUAAUCUACUUAUCCACUCACCCCAAAUUUCAGGCCUUGUGCCUUUUGUAGAAAGGGUUAUUAUUAUUAUUAUUAUUAUUAUUAUUAUUAAGCCAAAUAAAAUGUUCCAUCUGACAUACAGUCACUAUCAAGAAAUAGUGAUGAUGAUGAUGAUGAU